CUCAUACUGGGAGUUGAGUUAAAUCCGAAACCAAUUCAGUUUACAUGUUCCAGCAGAGGACGGGCAGGCUUUGUCUUUUAGCAGAAAUUAAUCUUGCCGUGUUAAUCUUAUUUCUCCCUGAGGGAAGAUCAGUCAUCCCUGCGCUGAAGUCAGACAAGGACCAAAGCUGGCAGUGGCAGCUUCCCUGAAGAGGAUAGAAACUAACCAGCAAAGGUAUCAGACGCUGGUGCUAAGGAUGUUUUUGUCCCGAUAUCAGACCUGGAGGUAACCCCACGUUGUCUGUGCUGUCGCUCCCUCUCCCCGUACACCCCGGAGUGGAGAUGGUCCACUGGACCGCACAGUGGGGGACAUGUGUCUGGCUCCAGACUCUGCUGGCCUUUGCCUUGGCCAACUGUUCCUCACCCACCCCCAGUGCUGUCAACUUUUCUGUGAUUUAUACCAUGCCCUUCUUCCAGGCCCGGGGCCCCAUCCAGAACAUUGUCAAUAACUCGUUUUACCAGGAGGUUUAUGUUGCCUCUCAGAAUGUCAUUGAAGCUGUCAACAGAAGCUUGGAGAAGGUGUGGGAGCUCCGCACUGGGCCGGUGGGAAGCCCAGAGUGUCAGAUAUGCGAUUUGUGCGAUGUUGACAAGGAUCCCAACUUCCUGGAGGACACAAACAAUCAGGUCUUGCUGUUGGAUACUCUCUUUAUGUAUUUAUACUCUUGUGGAAGUUCUCAGUAUGGUGUAUGCUAUUUCCACCAACUUAACUCAAAUGGAGAGUCGCCUUCUCUUUCAAAGUGUUUAUUCAGAAAGGAUUCAAACGCUGCCGCCUACUGUCCUGACUGUGUGGCCAGCCCUCUUGGUACCAAAGUCACCAUGGUUGAAGAGGGUCAGACAGUCUAUUUCUUUGUUGCCGCCACUGUCAAUGACAGUGUGACCCAGCGUUAUGGAAGGAAGUCUAUAUCAGUGCGUCGACCACUGGCCACAGAAGAUGGUUUCUACAGGGAUGUUCGUGGUCUGACUGUCCUUCCGGGCUUGCGGAGGACAUAUCAUAUUGAAUAUGUGUACAGCUUUUUCACUCAGGAGUUUGUGUACUUCCUCUCAGUUCAGAGAGAGAGCCCCGACCAGGACUCAUCUCCGUUUCAGACUCGCUUGGGCCGUCUCCCACGGAAUGAAUGGGAAAUGAAGAGGUAUCGCGAGGUGAUUCUGGAGUGUCGCUUUGAGCCAAAACGCCGAAGGAGGAAUGUAGCCAGUGAACCCUAUAAGGAUGUGGUGUACAACGUGGUCCAGGCAGCCCAUUUUGGCAAGGCAGGCAAAGAGCUGGCAGAGGAGUUAGGGGCGGAGGAGGAGGAUGACAUCCUCUACGGGGUUUUUGCUGUUACUGAUGACAACGGGGUCACGGAGCAGGACUCUGCUCUGUGCGCCUUCCCCAUGGACAACGUGAACAAAGCAAUCGCAGAUGGAGUGGACGACUGCUGCGAGUCUGGACCAGAGCAGCUCUCCAGAGGGCUCUGCCAUUUCCAGCCCUGUGAGAGCUGUCCACAUGAGAGCAUGGAGAACAACGCCACAUGCAGAGACCAUCCUACUAUGGUGUCAAAGCCCUACUACAGAGUGGACCUCUUUAACAGGCAGAUGACAAACGUCCUGCUCACAUCUUUGCUGGUCACAACCAUAGAGAACAAGACUGUAGCCCAUAUUGGCACGUCUACUGGACGCCUUCUGCAGCUUGUAUUGACAAGAUCCAGCCCUGUUAUCUUUGCCAAUUACUCUUUGGUAGAGAACCAGAGGGUCUCGUCCAUCACCGCUGUUUACUCCUCAGAGUAUCUUCUCUUUGUAGUUGGAGACAAGAUGAUCCAGGUGCCCCAGAGAGGGCCGGGCUGUCAACACUUCCUGACUUGUGCCAUGUGUUUGACAGCUCCUAAGUUCAUGGGCUGUGGAUGGUGCUCUGGAGUGUGCUCCUGGGAGAGCGAGUGUCACAGUCGCUGGAGGAACGACUCCUGCCCACCAGGGGUCACUGGGUUCUUUCCACGGACUGCUCCCCCUGAUGGUCAAACAGAGUACGUGUGUGGAUGGGAGUUCCAGUCCCCCUUAAGACCUGUCAUCACCUCCAGAACCCAUCAGGUCCGACUGGGACAUACUGCCUGCACUGUGCUUCCAGUCAAAAGCAACAACACACACCUGGUGUGUAAGAUUCGCUCUGGGGCCACUGAGUUGUCCAAACCAGUCAACAUUACAGUGGAGGUGCAUGAGGGAAAGGUGGAUGGACGCUAUUCUAUUGAUGGGAAGGCAGAAAUGCCAGGAUUCACAUUUGUGAUUCCCAACAUCACAGAAAUCCAGCCCAACUAUGGGCCGCGUGUUGGGGGCACACUCAUCACAGUGACGGGACCUUACUUGGAUGCUGGAAAGACCAGGAAAGUCACUCUCAAUGAUGUGCCCUGUCCUAUAAAGAGAGUCACAAAGCCUAAAGGCAAUGUGUCCUCCAUCAUUUGUCUGUCUCAGCACAUGUCAGAGGUGAGAGAUGUUCCACUGAGUGUUUUCAUCGACAAGUCUCCUGUCCUCACCACAAAGGUGUUUUACUACAAAGACAACCCACAGAUUACAGCCGUCCUGCCUGGCUGUAGCUUUGACCGGGGUUCAAAGAUUGUGAUUGAGGGGGAGAACCUGGAUUCUGUGUACCGCACCAUCGUCCGCUUUAAACCCAAUGAGAGCCACUUGAAACCUGUGACAAGGGAAUGCAUAGGCAAGUCCUUGCCCACAAGGAUGGAGUGUAUCUCUCCUGUGUUCCCCAGGGAUGAGACAGAAGAAGGAGAGCUUUCUUUUGACAUGGACGGAGCGUUGGGACUUUGGAACAAAGAGUUCUCCUACCACCCCUACGGCGAGCCUAUACCUUUUGAAACAGAGGGACAUGUGUUGAGUUUGUACCCUGGGUUUGACGAAGUGUCACUACAUCAUCAAAAGCUGAAUCUGGUGAGCUCCUGUAUGACCAUCAUCAUGACGGUGGCAGGUGUUAAUUGUGAUGCUAAAGUCCUGGAUAAUGAGAUCACUUGCAGGAUCCCCAAAAACAUGACCAUCCCAAGUGAGGGACUGCCAGUGAAGAUCUCCAUCAAUGGGCAUGUCCACAACGUUGGCACGGUGGUGAGGGUGAGCAACCACUACAUGGUGGGCAUUGUUCUGGGGAUCCUGGCGGCUCUGGUGGCUGGGGCGGUGCUGGCAUUCGUAGUCAUGAAACACUUAAGGAAGGAGAAAAAAGCUUCCAUGGUAGAGACCCGUUUGUUGCACGGGGCUCACCGCACUAGUACAAAUAAUGUGGAGCUGUCGCCCAUGGGGGACUACAGGAGAGUAGUAUCCCUAAGUCCUCCAACUCCACUGGUAGGGCCGGUGGUGUUCCCCAGCCUGGCCUACGCUGCAGGCAGCAUAGAUCCUACGCUCACUACUCUCAUGCCUCCAGAGAAGAUCUCCAUCUCAAGUUUUAGGCCAGAGCUUCUGGAGGAGGUGAAGGAUGUUCUUAUUCCUGCUGAGAUGCUUAUUGUGCAGCACCACCGGAUCAUAGGAAGGGAACAGCUGCAGUCUUGUGUCAUUCUGUCUUUCACUGCAGGUCAUUUUGGCACUGUCUAUCACGGCUACUUCACAGACCACAACAACAGAGAAAUCCACUGUGCUGUCAAGUCUUUGAAUAACGUCGAGGAGGUGGAGCAGUUUCUGAAGGAGGGUAUCAUAAUGAAGGGUUUCCACCACAUUAAUGUGCUGUCUCUGCUGGGCAUCCUCCUGCCACAGGAAGGGCUCCCCUAG
Micropterus salmoides (largemouth bass) is the source of this 3767-nucleotide messenger RNA. RefSeq names its product macrophage-stimulating protein receptor-like. The record is from RefSeq and is a predicted model, not a curated record. Gene Ontology annotation, cellular component: semaphorin receptor complex. Gene Ontology annotation, molecular function: protein binding; semaphorin receptor activity; protein kinase activity. Gene Ontology annotation, biological process: protein phosphorylation; positive regulation of axonogenesis; negative regulation of cell adhesion. Lineage: Eukaryota; Metazoa; Chordata; Actinopteri; Centrarchiformes; Centrarchidae.